Messenger RNA from Brachypodium distachyon (stiff brome), 1898 nucleotides. RefSeq names its product monooxygenase 2. The record is from RefSeq and is a predicted model, not a curated record. Gene Ontology annotation, molecular function: FAD binding. The coding region runs from base 155 to 1504 and encodes 449 amino acids. Lineage: Eukaryota; Viridiplantae; Streptophyta; Magnoliopsida; Poales; Poaceae. The transcript has 2 exons.
GUCCUGUGCCUGCUCUCUAAAUCUUCUCCACAGACAUGCGGCUCCAAAUUGCCCAAACCACCACGCGCUCGCCGCAGCAUAUGGCGCCAGCGGCUCGCUCCGAUCCCCAUUCUAGUACACCGGUCCGUCUGCCCAAGAAGUGCCUGCCAUCGCCAUGGCGCCGCUGGCCACAAGCACCGCGCCCCUUCAACUCUGCUCGCAUCACUCGCAUCCCCGCCGCCGCCGCGGUACCGUUGAGGUCGCCGCCUCCGCGUCGUCGUCGUCAUCGCGGCGGGCGGAGGACGUGGUGAUCGUGGGCGCGGGCAUCGCGGGUCUCGCCACAGCGCUCUCCCUGCAGAGGCUCGGCGUGCGCGCCACCGUGCUGGAGCAAGGCCCGUCCCUGCGCGCGGGGGGCACCUCGCUGACGCUCUUCAAGAACGGGUGGCGCGUGCUCGACGCCAUCGGCGUCGCCGACGACCUCCGCGCCAAGUACCUCCGCAUCCAGGGGAUGAGGAUGCGGUCGGCGGCGGGCGGGCGAGACCUCCGGGAGUUCUCCUUCGAGGAAGAAGCUCCGGGGCAGGAAGUGCGGGCGGUGGAGAGGCGAGCGCUCCUGGAGACUCUGGCCUCGAAGCUGCCCGCAGACGCCAUCUCCUACUCGUCCAAGCUGAAGUCCGUCGCCGGGCAAGGCGCCGAGGGCACGGUUCUGGAGCUCGAGGACGGCCGGCGGCUCCUCGCCAAGGUCGUCGUGGGCUGCGACGGCGUCAACUCGCCGCUCGCCAGGUGGAUGGGCUUCUCCGAGCCCCGCUAUGUGGGCCACAUGGCGUUCCGGGGCCUCGCGGACUAUGGCGGGAUUGGGGCCCAGGGGCAGCCGUUCGAGCCCAAGGUGAACUACAUCUACGGCCGGGGACUCCGGGCCGGGUUCGUUCCCGUCUCGGCCACAAAGGUCUACUGGUUCAUCUGCUUCAAUAGCUCCACGCCGCCACCGGGUCUGGGGAAGAAGACGAAGACGGCGGCGGGGGCGGCGCUGAAGAGGGAGGCCCUGGAGCUGGUGCGCGGCUGGCCGGAGGACCUGGUGGCCGUGAUGCGCGGCACGGCGGACGACGCCGUGGUGAAGACGCCCCUCGUGGACCGCUGGCUGUGGCCCGGGGUCGCGCCUCGGGCCUCCAGGGGCGGCGUGGUGCUGGCCGGCGACGCGUGGCACCCCAUGACGCCCAACCUCGGCCAGGGCGCGUGCUGCGCGCUGGAGGACGCCGUCGUGCUCGCGCGCCGCCUCGCGCCCGCGGUGCUCGCCGGCGGCGCGGUGGUAGGAGAGGCGAUGCGAGGGUACGAGAGGGAGAGGUGGGGCCGGGUGUUCCCGCUGACGGCGCGGGCGGGGCUCGUCGGGAAGCUGGUGCAGUGGGGCAACCCGGCGGUGUGCGCGGCGAGGGACGGCGUGGUGAUUCCCAGGCUCGUCAGGCUGGGCCCGUUCCUCGAGCACACCAACUUCGACUGCGGCGGCCUGCUCGAGCCGGCGCCAAUGAAUUGAUCCGUCCAUGGAUGGGCUCAAGGUUGUGCAAAGGAUUCUCAUCGUACGUGCACCCAGGUUUUUUCUGUUCGAAACAGAAAUUAAGAAUACGAGAGAGAAAGUUCUGUUUUGAACAUCCACAGGAAAAACCCGUCCGGGGAAAGGGAGAAGAUCCAAAGGAAAAAACCCGUCCGGGGAAAGCGGGAUGGCUAUAUCAGAAAAAUUAUCUCACUUUAAUGAAACGGUGCUAGUAUAAUUUUAUAAUUUUUUCAUGGAGUAUUCUCUAGGUUUCCGUUUUUUUAACGGGACAAGUUCUGCGACAGACAGAUAAUAAAGUACAAGAACUUGAACGGCGUGAGCAACGUGUGUAUUACAAAGGUACAAUAGCAGAGCAAGACUGGAUUUGUUCUAGCUC